Molecule: messenger RNA, 1039 nt
Organism: Dermacentor albipictus
Lineage: Eukaryota; Metazoa; Arthropoda; Arachnida; Ixodida; Ixodidae
Product: oocyte zinc finger protein XlCOF15-like
Biological process (GO): regulation of DNA-templated transcription
Molecular function (GO): RNA polymerase II cis-regulatory region sequence-specific DNA binding; DNA-binding transcription factor activity, RNA polymerase II-specific
Source: RefSeq, a predicted model, not a curated record
UCCGCAGAAGAAAAAGAAGGCGACGGAAACGGUGCGGCGACUUGUCGAGCUUCGCGCUUGAAUUGGCGUCCGCCCAAAGGGCCACGGAGUUCCAGAGUCCUGGUCAACGGCCCGUAGACGCCUUCCCGGGAGGAACGGACGCCAUGGUCCCACCUGUGAGCAUGGUUUUCGUCUACGUCCUGUGAACGCCCAAGGGCGACAGCCAAGGUCAACGUUGGGUCCCGCAGCGUCUCCAUCUUAAGCUUUUAAAGCCUUCGGAACGUGCCUCCAACAUCAUAGCCACGACUAAAAGAAGAAUCCGGAAGAAUGUCGUCCAAUCCUUCCGAGUAUCCGAGCCUGAACCAAAGCGAAGAUGUCAUCAUGGACUGUUUGGAUGCUUCGGGCAGCAGCCCCGUUGUUACUGAUGGCUGCCAGACACACAGCCUUGAGUGCCCUGCGAGCGAAGAAACUGAAGUCGUUGACGCAUCGAAUGCAGUGUUCCGGUGCUUCUCGUGCGGGUACUGCUUCACUUCGCAACUCUACUUAGACAGACACCGCAGAGCGAACCAUAUUGAAGAGCUGGAACUGAAGUACCGCUGUUCAAGCUGCCGCUUCUCGACAAAUAAGAAGUUCAACAUGACCGAGCACGAGAAGCUCCACAUGGGCGAGAGACCGUUCGCCUGCGACGUCUGCCACAGGAACUUUCCUCGGAUUAGGGACCUGCGCGCUCACUCUGCGAGCCACGCGAAUGGGAAGACCUUCGACUGUCCAGCCUGCGGCAAGCGGUUCGCCUGGCCGUCGUCGAUGUACCGCCACCGCCAGGCGCAACACCGCGACGGUCCGAAACCGCACGUGUGCCCCGAAUGCGGGAAGCAGUUCGCCCGCAAGGAUUCCGUCAGGAAGCACCUUCUCAGGCACAACGACAAGACCUGAAGAAGAACCCCUGAGCGCGGCGGCCAUUGGUGAACACGUUGCGCGCAAAAAUUCUUCCUUCGAAAUAUUGCGAUUCCCGGCCUCGCGAAAUAUCGAGAUAAUAAACGUGUCUGCGAGGCCUUAAUUA